Molecule: messenger RNA, 2021 nt
Organism: Musa acuminata subsp. malaccensis (wild Malaysian banana)
Lineage: Eukaryota; Viridiplantae; Streptophyta; Magnoliopsida; Zingiberales; Musaceae
Product: elongation factor Tu, mitochondrial
Biological process (GO): mitochondrial translational elongation
Cellular component (GO): mitochondrion
Molecular function (GO): translation elongation factor activity; GTP binding; GTPase activity
Source: RefSeq, a predicted model, not a curated record
CGAGCUGUAAUACGCGUGGUUGGUUCAGCUCUGAGGUUUCACGCUCCUAAAACCCUAAUUCCAAAGACACUUGCCAGCGCAUCCAGAAGAGGGUUUUGAUCCCCGAACCCCUGGGCGGCGAUCUUCCAUUAUAAUUCUCCGAUGGCCACCGCUGCCGCUCUGAGGAACCCUAAUUCGAGGCGACUCCUCCGCUUCUCGCCCGCCUCCCCUCUCAUCUACUCAUGCUGUCGCGGCGCGAUCGUCGGCCCCGAGCCGCAAUCUUUGCCUGGUCCCAUUCUUGGGGGCGAGCCGGCGGCUGCGCAUUGGUUGAGGAGGUCCAUGGCCACCUUCACUCGGACGAAACCUCAUGUAAAUGUUGGUACCAUUGGGCAUGUUGAUCAUGGCAAAACUACACUAACAGCAGCGAUUACCAAGGUUCUAGCUGAAGAGGGAAAAGCUAAAGCUGUUGCUUUUGAUGAGAUCGACAAAGCUCCUGAGGAGAAAGCUAGAGGAAUUACCAUUGCAACAGCCCAUGUGGAGUAUGAAACAGCAAAACGACACUAUGCCCAUGUUGAUUGCCCAGGACAUGCUGAUUAUGUUAAGAAUAUGAUCACUGGAGCUGCUCAAAUGGAUGGUGGUAUCCUUGUUGUAUCAGCACCUGAUGGACCAAUGCCCCAAACAAAGGAGCAUAUUCUGCUUGCUCGCCAGGUGGGUGUGCCAUCACUUGUCUGCUUUCUGAACAAGGUUGAUGCUGUUGAUGAUCCUGAGUUACUAGAGCUUGUAGAACUGGAGCUUCGAGAGCUGCUUAGCUUUUACAAGUUCCCUGGGGAUGAGAUUCCUAUUAUUCGAGGCUCAGCAUUAUGCGCUUUGCAGGGAACAAAUGAAGAAAUUGGCAAACAGGCAAUUCUAAAAUUAAUGGAUGCAGUAGAUGAAUACAUACCAGAUCCAAUACGUCAGCUUGACAAGCCAUUUCUCAUGCCAAUUGAAGAUGUGUUUUCAAUACAGGGACGUGGAACUGUUGUUACUGGCCGUAUUGAACAAGGAACAAUUAAAACCGGAGACGAUGUUGAAGUUUUAGGGUUGACACAGAGUGGGCCUCUGAAAACUACUGUUACUGGUGUUGAAAUGUUCAAGAAGAUAUUGGAUCAUGGACAGGCUGGUGACAAUGUUGGCCUUCUUUUACGUGGGCUGAAACGUGGAGAUGUGCAACGAGGGCAGGUAGUAUGCAAGCCUGGUACAUUAAAGACUUGCAAGAAAUUUGAGGCAGAAAUUUAUGUGCUUACGAAGGAUGAAGGUGGUCGCCACACUGCAUUUUUCUCAAAUUACAUGCCCCAGUUCUUCUUGAGAACUGCAGAUGUUACUGGUAAAGUUGAGCUCCCUGAGAAUGUAAAGAUGGUGAUGCCCGGUGAUAACGUCACAGCUACUUUCGAAUUGAUAUCGCCUGUUCCUCUUGAAGCAGGACAAAGAUUUGCCCUCCGGGAAGGAGGGAGGACAGUUGGUGCAGGAGUUGUAUCCAAAGUGAUCAGCUGAGUUUCUUCCACGGUAGCAGCAUAGCUUCUUCUUCUUCUUCGUCCCCACAAAGAAAUUGCAAGUUGUUGUUGUUGUUGAAACAGGCAAUUUAGGUAGAUGAGAAUUGGUAUGGUAUACCAAAUUUGUUCGUUCUCUUAAAAUGCAUCAACGGUAAUCUGGGAAUCUCAAUUUUUUGGAGCUGAGUGUGAGCCUUCGCCAUCAAUAAUCACCACAUAUUGAUACGUUAUUGACCAGCUGUAUGAUAGUGAGUGGGUUUCUUGUGAUGUGUGUCGUUGCCUUGCAUGCUUGUAGACAUGACAUUUAAUUCGGCACCGUAUAGGCUACGUUAUCGGUGGGACCCUUUUGUAUGUGGUGAGUUGGCACAGGAAUUAUAUUUGCUUGUUGGAUAUGAAGGCUUUGCUUCUUUGCACGGGUAUCGAGUUGUAUGUUUUCUUGUUGAAACCAAUACUAGUCACGGUGUUAGAACCGUUCCCGAAUCCAUUGAUCGGGCUAAUUAUAAUUUUAUUUUUGUA